AUGUCCUCACCACCAUCCAAAACAUUCCAUGGCUGGGUCGCCCAUGAUGCCACCAGCCCUCUAACAUUCACCACCUUCGAACCCAAACCCUUCACCGAAACCGACAUUGAAGUCAAAGUCUCCCACUGCGGCAUCUGCGGGACAGACAUCCACACCCUCCGCUCAGGCUGGGCCCCAGCCGACUACCCCUGCGUAGUCGGCCACGAGAUAAUCGGCACCGUCGUCCGCAUCGGCAGCGGCGUCCCAACGCUCGCCUCCUCCCCCGCCUCCCGCUCAAUCAAAGUCGGCGACCGCGUCGGCAUCGGCGCCCAGAGCAUGUCCUGCCUCCGCGCAGACUGCGACGUCUGCGCCGACGGCCGCGAGAACUACUGUCCCCGCAUCACAGGCACCUACAACAGCCGGUACGCGGACAAGAGCAAAGCCUACGGAGGGUUCGCGGAGUUCUGGCGCGGGCCCGCGCAUUUCGCGUUCAAGAUCCCCGAUGCGCUGCCCUCCGCUGCCGCGGCGCCGCUGCUCUGCGGAGGCGUGACUGUUUACGCGCCGUUGCGGAAGUACGCCGCGGGCCCGGGGAAAGCGGUUGGGAUCGUCGGGAUUGGCGGGCUGGGGCAUAUGGGGAUUCUGUUUGCCAAGGCGAUGGGCUGCGAUCGCGUCGUCGCGAUUUCGCGGACGUCGAGCAAGCGGCGCGAUGCGGUGGAGGGGCUGGGGGCAGAUGCGUUCGUCGCUACGGACGAGGAGAAGAAAUGGGCGCGGACGCAUGCGCGCUCCCUUGAUCUGAUCAUCUGUACCGUUGACGCGCCGGAUAUGCCUCUUGCGCAGUAUCUGCGUCUGCUCAAGGUGGAUGGGACGUUCGUUCAGGUUGGAGCGCCGGAGUCGCCGCUUCCGCCGUUGACGGCAUGGUCGCUGAUACAGAAGGGGGUGAAAGUGACGGGGUCGAAUAUUGGGUCUCCGGAUGAUAUUCGGGAGAUGCUGCAGCUGGCUGCGGAGAGGAAGGUGUUGCCGUGGAUUCAGGAGCGGCCGAUGCACGAUGUCAAUGCCGCUCUGGCUGAUAUGGAUGCUAACAGGGCGAGAUAUCGAUAUGUACUGUCCAACGAGAUGGGAGCGCAGUCGAAAUUGUAG
Messenger RNA from Aspergillus viridinutans, 1116 nucleotides. Its product is annotated as NAD(P)-dependent alcohol dehydrogenase. Bases 1 to 1116 code for a protein of 371 amino acids. The transcript has a single exon. NCBI's taxonomy places the organism in Eukaryota, Fungi, Ascomycota, Eurotiomycetes, Eurotiales, Aspergillaceae. Gene Ontology annotation, biological process: alcohol metabolic process. Gene Ontology annotation, molecular function: alcohol dehydrogenase (NADP+) activity; zinc ion binding. The record is from RefSeq and is a predicted model, not a curated record.